This is a messenger RNA of Helianthus annuus (common sunflower), 1202 nucleotides long. RefSeq names its product coatomer subunit epsilon-1. Gene Ontology annotation, biological process: retrograde vesicle-mediated transport, Golgi to endoplasmic reticulum; intra-Golgi vesicle-mediated transport; endoplasmic reticulum to Golgi vesicle-mediated transport. Gene Ontology annotation, cellular component: COPI vesicle coat. Bases 102 to 974 code for a protein of 290 amino acids. Gene Ontology annotation, molecular function: structural molecule activity; protein binding. The record is from RefSeq and is a predicted model, not a curated record. Lineage: Eukaryota; Viridiplantae; Streptophyta; Magnoliopsida; Asterales; Asteraceae. The transcript has 7 exons.
ACAACUCGUUGUUCCUGAACUGCUGAAGAACAGACAUCUUCUUCCUGGCGUUUUCUCUCUUGGAUCUGUUAAUAAUAUCUACGAUCUAGAUCCGAUUAACCAUGGCGAUGGCACCAGACGUGUUGUUCAAUCUUCGAAACAACUUCUACUUAGGAGCAUAUCAAGCCGCCAUUAACAACAGCGACAUUCCAAACCUAUCAGAAGACGAUGCAAUCGAACGCGAUUGCCUCGUGUACAGAUCCUACAUCGCCCUAGGAAGCUAUCAGCUUGUGAUUAACGAAGUGGAUUCGUCUGCGGCAACGCCUCUUCAGGCCGUGAAACUGCUCGCGUUGUAUCUCUUCAGUCCUGAUAAUAAGGAAAGCGCAAUUUCAAGUAUAAAGGAGUGGUUGGGUGAUGCAGCCAUUGGGAACAAUCCAAUACUCAGGCUUAUUGCUGGGACAAUAUUCAUGCAUGAGCAGGACUACAAUGAGGCUCUUAAAUACACAAAUGCUGGGGGGACUAUGGAACUAUACGCCUUGAACGUCCACAUUUUCCUAAAGAUGAACAGAUCAGAUUAUGCUGAGAAGCAGUUGAGAGUUAUGCAACAGAUUGAUGAGGAUCACACGCUGACUCAGCUUGCAACUGCAUGGCUUAACUUAGCUGUGGGUGGUUCGAAGAUACAGGAAGCGUAUCUCAUAUUCCAGGACUUCUCUGAGAAGUACCAGAUGACUAGUCUGAUACUUAAUGGAAAAGCUGUAUGCUGCAUGCACAUGGGCAAUUUUGAUGAAGCUGAGUCGUUUUUACUAGAAGCACUAAACAAGGAUGCAAAGGACAGAGAAACACUGGCUAAUCUGGUUGUAUGCUGUCUUCAUCUUGGGAAACCUUCUGCACGGUUUUUAAGUCAACUGAAACUGUCAGACCCAGAACACAUGCUGGUCAAACGGGGAUUAACCGCAGAAGAAAAUUUCGAUAGAGCGAUGCAAACAGUUGGUUGAGCAAUGCAAAUGACUAAUGGUACUGUUCUUUCCAGCUUUUCGAGUCUUGAUCAUUGUUUUUAGUGUUAAGGGUAUUAGUACUUGACUAUUGAAACCCUCACAUUUAGCAGAUUAUGUGUUCAGUCUAUAAUAGCGUUGUGCUUUCGACAAUCAAGUUUCUACUCAAUUUUUUUAAUUUCGACAAUCAAGUUUCUACUCAAUUUUUUAAUUAAAAACAUUAUAAGACUA